AUGCUUUACGAAACCCGCCCAUGGGUGGUGAUCCUCUUGGCCGCCGCUCUCGUUCUAAUCUGGAGUUUUGGCUUCGACGUUCACGAUCAGAUCGAAGCACUGAUAUAUGGGCAGGAACCCGGCCAACAAAAUGCAGAAACAGCCUUCCUUCAGCAGGCCAUCAGACCUGGCCUUCUCUUCACCUGCGAGGGCCAACAUGGCGGCAUCGGCAUGCUGCGCAACCAGAUCUUGAAAUGUGUUCGGUACGCUAUCCACGGCGGAGGCGCACUCGUGGUUCCCUCCAUGGCCCUGCGCAAUGCGAAUGACCUCUCCGACAUUUCAGGCCCCAAUGAAGUACCUCUCGAGUACUUGAUGGACCGCGAAGCCUUCAUCACACACCUCACAGAAGGAUGCCCUGGCAUGCGCAUUUACAACCACGUGGAAGACUUCCCUUUCUACGAGCAGAGGGCAACAGAGCCUCUGCCCCUCCUCGGGGACCAGUUCGAGCCAGACCACCCGCGCGAGGGCCUGCAGCACCCCCGCGAGUGGCGCCGCAACUUUGACGAGUGGCUGCGCCAGCAGAACGUGCAGGUCCGACGCGAAGCCCCCGUGCACAUCAAGAUGGAGCAGUCCUACCUCGAAUACCCCGUGCGCGACGACGGCGACGCCGCUUCCCACGAGUUCGGCAAGAUCCUCUCCUUCCGGAACGACACGCGCGCCCUGGCUGCCAAGGUCCUCUACGAGCUCCAGCAGCGCCACGCGCCCACCAUCAACCCGGCAAGUGCGAUUAAUCCAGAUGCUUACUUUGGCGCGCACCUAAGGCUGGAGAAGGACGCCGUCUGGGCCUGGGACCCGGACGAGUGGCGCUUCUCGCGCAUGAGGGACCAGUUCGCCGAGCAUUUCCGGUACCUGGACCGCACGGGGCUCGGCGUCGUCUAUGUGGCCUGUGGGAACCAGACUGUGGUCGAAAUGUUUGCCGACAGCUUGCGCCGCUGGCGAGCUGGCGCAACGGGGUCGUCCGUGACAGGGAAUACUGCUAAUACUAAUAACGACGUCACGGUGGUGACCAAAUACGACCUGCUCCAGGGGGCUGACCUGCGCCGGCUGGAAGGGAUGACGUUUGACCAGCAGGCCCUGGUGGAUUUCCUGAUCAUGUUCAAGGCGAGUGCGUUCAUGGGUGUUGCGCACUCGAGCUUCUCGUGGAACGUGGCGCUUCGGAGGCACGAGCUCAGCAAGUAUGCGAGCUUCGAGAAUGAGGGUUCUGACUUAUUAAGAGAUGAGUACAGCAUCAUCAUGGGCAUGGAGGCAGAUUACCCUCGUGUUGACGGGUUCAAAUAUGCCAUAUGGCCUUAG
Cryphonectria parasitica EP155 is the source of this 1332-nucleotide messenger RNA. RefSeq lists its product as uncharacterized. The transcript has 2 exons. The coding region runs from base 1 to 1332 and encodes 443 amino acids. The record is from RefSeq and is a predicted model, not a curated record. NCBI's taxonomy places the organism in Eukaryota, Fungi, Ascomycota, Sordariomycetes, Diaporthales, Cryphonectriaceae.